CGGCAGCUGCAACCGAGGGCUGGUAGGCCUCAUGGAGGAGCUCACCAGCUGUGGCCGGCCUCAGAAAGUUCCUCCGGCGCCCGACAAAAACCUUCCCAUCACUGCACCAGCUGCGAAAAUAUCGGACAGUCAAAUUGAUUUCUUCAGAAUGUUGGACGAGAGAAUCGAAAACGGCCCUGAUGACAUAAGCCUGGACGAACAGCGCAGCAAGCUAUUCUCUCGCUCGACAUCGGAUGAGCGACACGCUUCUGGUAACAGCGGCGCGUUGGCGCAGGCUGCAAUGCACCGCCGCUGGAGCGCCUCCAAGAUAACCAACCCGCGAACGCCGGCCACUCCUGAGGAGACCAGAGACAGCCUCAUGAGGAGGGAACGGUCACCAAGCAACAGAUCUCCAGACUCGGCGUCGGCUGAAUUAGACGAAGACCAGCGAGAAAGACUACUCUCCGAACCCUGUGACAUGCAAGAAUCUCUCAGCGACGACAACAGUUCUUGUGACCAGCCCAGAGAGAACUUCAAGGAACAAUACGUGUUUCUCGGCAACGUUUACACAGUAACGAGACCAAGAAAAACUUAUUCGCUGCCUACUGACAGAUCGCCUUCUCCUGCAUUGGUCGCAGUGACUCAACGUAUGACGGCAGAGGACUUGCAUCUCCAAGGCAUAAUGGAUGAAUGUUUUCCUGGUUACGGUAAUGAAAAAAUGCGGAGCGGGGACCUUAGUCCAGACUCUGAGGCGAAUCAAUUUUGGAUGGGCUUCGAAUCGCCUGAACCGACCGAGAGGCCAUCGAACAGAUCGUCCAAGUCGAGGAGUUCGAGGGGCCUGCCGUGCGACAUUGCCCGACCGGGGCUCAGCAGCCUCAGACCUGUUGUUGAAUGAUGAAUGUGAAGCAAUUCUGGUUGCGGGCAAAAUGUUCAUAUGUUAUCAGAUUACCGCGAAGAGUAUUUAUUUAAAAUUUUAAUUACUUGUUGUACGGGACUCGUAUAUAAACGAACAAUGAAAAUCUAUAUUAUUGUUUUUCAUAAUGAAAUCCACUCCGAUCUUAUAAUAACGAAAAAGUAUUUCAGAGAGUAUUGAUGCUCGUGAUAUGAUCUAAAUACAUGUGAACGAUUUUUCACUCAAUAUAAUCUCUCAGAAUGUUAUUCAAAGAACAUCUAAUACUUUUUGUAAUGCAUAUUAUAUAUUGUAUAGGUUUGGAUGUAAUCGAAAUAAUGUCAUAAAUUACUGCAAAUCUUCCAAGUGUAUAGCAGAACUAACUGUUUUAACAAGCCGUAACAGCAUUGAUAAACUUAAGAUGCCGCUCACCCCAUUAAGUGUGUUCCUCCAUCUCUGGCGCUGUUGCACUGAGUGCUCUGUAAGAGGCAAGCUCGAGCUGCCAAGCUAAAAGUUAAACAUUGUAAAGUUAUAAAAUUCGCGAUAAUACUUCCUGGAACAAAUUCGCACAUUUUUCUAGAGAUUUAAAUUUAUUCGAAUUGCAUUUAUUAACAAUGUCCACCACAUUGUUGCAACAGGUUUUUAGCUAUUCUAUUGUGGUUGAGAUCAUUUCAGAUGUAUAAUCUUGAGCGAAAUAUUUUCGUUUGGCACAACUGAUCAUUGUAUCAAUACCGAGGACGUUCUGAGGCCUUUGGCUUCAUUGAAAGUCCGUGUGCUCCUCAAGUUUACUUCAGAAAUCAGUUUGUAUGAUAACUGUUCAAUGAAGUUCGUUUUGUUUGUUAACCUAGUGUUGUACAUGGUGCUUCUUUGAUUUGAAAUCGUGAAUAGUAGAAGUAAACUAUUUUUACUUUUUAUACGUAGUAGGUUAUUCUAUCUAGUUUAUUGUAGUAUUCGUAACUGUUAACAUAUCUCGCUGUGAGUGCUCGGUCUGGCUAAGGCGAUCUGUGUAUAAACUGUAUUUCUACAAUGUGCUCGUAAUGAACAAUAGCUUAACAAUCUUGGAAUUCAUAACUGAUUCGUGUGAUAAUUUUUUUAUUUUUAUUUUAUUUUUAAAAUUCCACCUUAUCUUUAAAGAAAUGAUGGUGGAUUGCUCCAUUCAAGAUUC
Hyalella azteca is the source of this 2033-nucleotide messenger RNA. RefSeq lists its product as uncharacterized. The transcript is spliced from 4 exons. Bases 32 to 874 code for a protein of 280 amino acids. Lineage: Eukaryota; Metazoa; Arthropoda; Malacostraca; Amphipoda; Hyalellidae. The record is from RefSeq and is a predicted model, not a curated record.